AUGGGUUUUCUUCGUGUUCUGCGCAGCGUCUACGACGUCGACACGCUCGACACCCGCUUCACGACCCCGUCCACGGUCCCCUACCGGGCUGCCGUCGCAGACCGCUACGACAAUGGCAACGACUCGUCCGUGGCGGCUGACGACAGCAAGAUCUCGUCGGUCAGGGCCGAGAUCAGCAAGCGGGCAGAACCGUCCAAGUGGCGGUCACCCGAGUACUUGCUCUACAUCAUCCUCAUCUCCAUCGCGAUGCCAUUCAUGUUCUGGAUUCCAUACAGCGUAUCAAGGCCCCCGCUGACCGCAGAAGCAUCCGAUCCUCGCUACUCCAAGUACGAGUCGAAGCUCGCACCCGGAUGGAUUCCUGGCCGAAAAAUUGACAUCUCCGACUCGCAGUACCACACUUUCCGCACGAACCUUCCCUUCAUGGCCAUCCUCCUCGUCUUCCAUCCCCUCCUGCGAAGAGGCUGGAAUGCAGUCAAUCCGAAUCGGCAAAAGGCGACGUCACCGUCGGCACGUUCCCCCAUGCCGGCCACCGAGCAGGCGGAUGCGCGCCUGCAGCAGCGCCUGUCCUUUGACCACGCCUUUGCUUAUGUCUUCCUUGUCGCCCUGCACGGCAUCUCCGCCGCCAAGGUGCUGCUGAUCCUCUACAUCAACUACAACAUUGCCACGGCACUGCCGCGGCGCUACGUGCCGGCGGUCACCUGGCUCUUCAACAUCAGCACGCUCUUUGCCAACGAGCUCGCCAGCGGCUACAGGCUGGCCAACGUGGCCUCCCUGCUGACGACCGGUUCGUGGCAGACGGCGAUGUGGCAGGGCGAUGGUGCCGUCGACGGCUCGCUGGUCCAAUGGGGACACUGGCUGGACAGCUUCGGCGGUGUCAUGUCGCGCUGGGAGGUGCUGUUCAACCUGACGGUGCUGCGGCUGAUCAGCUUCAACAUGGACCACUACUGGAGCCGGGCCAGCCGUGGUUCCAGCACGCUAGAGGUGAGAAACACUCCGGCAAGCUCACGCUCUCUAUUCGACACUGACGCUCCAAAGAAGAAGCAGCUCGAUCCCGCGAACCUGUCGGAGCGCGACCGCGUGUCCAUCUCGGCACAGCCCCAGGACUUCUCGUUCCGCAACUACCUCGCGUACAUCGUGUAUGCGCCACUAUACCUGACCGGACCCAUCAUCACGUUCAACGACUUCAUCAGCCAGGCACGCUACCGGUCCGCCACCAUCGAGACCCGGCGCACGCUGCAGUACGCGGUGCGGUUCCUGUUCUGCCUGCUGGCCAUGGAGCUGGUGCUGCACUACGACUAUGUCGGGGCCAUCUCGCAGGCCGCGCCGCUCUGGUCGUCCUACACGCCGGCUCAGCUGUCGCUGCUGUCGUACUUUAACCUGCACGUGAUCUGGCUGAAGUUGUUGCUGCCCUGGCGGCUCUUCCGCCUGUGGGCGCUGCUGGACGGCGUCGACGCGCCCGAGAACAUGCUGCGCUGCGUCAGCAACAACUACAGCACGCUCUCCUUCUGGCGCGCCUGGCACCGGUCCUUCAACCGCUGGCUGGUCCGCUACAUCUGGAUCCCGCUGGGCGGCUCCAACUUCCGGUCCUGGCGCGGCGUCGUCCGCUCGCUGCUGACGUACGUGCUCGUCUUCACCUUUGUCGCGCUCUGGCACGAUAUCCAGCUGCGCCUCCUCAUCUGGGGCUGGCUGGUCGUCCUCUUCUUCGUGCCCGAGGUCGCCGCCACCUACCUCUUCCCCCGCCGCCGCUGGGAAGCCCAUCUGACCGCCUACCGCAUGCUCUGCUGUGCCGGCGCCGUCAUCAACGUCCUCAUGAUGAUGAGUGCCAACCUCGUCGGCUUUGCCGUCGGCUGGGACGGCCUCCAGAACAUCAUCUACGGCAUCCUGCACGACUGGCCCGGCGUGCUCUUCUUCGUCGUCGCUUGCAGCGUCCUCUUCUUUGGCGUGCAGGUCAUGUUUGAGAUCCGCCAGACUGAGCUUCGGAGGGGAAUCUUGCUGAAGUGCUGA
Grosmannia clavigera kw1407 is the source of this 2004-nucleotide messenger RNA. Its product is annotated as glycerol/H+ symporter. Lineage: Eukaryota; Fungi; Ascomycota; Sordariomycetes; Ophiostomatales; Ophiostomataceae. The transcript has 3 exons. The coding region runs from base 1 to 2004 and encodes 667 amino acids. Gene Ontology annotation, cellular component: endoplasmic reticulum. Gene Ontology annotation, biological process: GPI anchor biosynthetic process. The record is from RefSeq and is a predicted model, not a curated record.